AUGGAAAUGUCUGGGAAUGACGGCAAAAAGCCUGGACUCCGUUGGCACACUGUUGACGAAGAAGCUCUGGAGAACUUUCGCAAUCCGGUCGCGCACACGCAGACCACAAGCUCCCAGCUAUCGAUACACAGUGCAAACAGUAGGAGAGGUUCUAUCGAUCCAGGCACGAUGCUUCCCAUCCAAUAUCGAACAGUUUCCUUCAACAUCGACGAAUCCAAAGAGAAAGGCCUGGCAGACGCAAAGAAAGCCAAGGACUCCGCUACCACAGGCAUGUCAUCCCAGAGUCAGUUAUCUAAACUUGAAUGGCACGUCAUAUCUCCGGAAGAAGUUUUCAGCCGACUGUCUACCUCUGCCAUCAAGGGUCUUAGCGAAGAGGAGGUCAAAUUCCGAUUGGUUGAGUACGGCAGAAAUACACCCUCUCCUCCUCCCACCCAUCGCUUCAAACAGAUCUUUGGCUAUUUCUUCAAAGGGUUUGGAUCUAUCCUCCUGUUGGGCUCCAUACUUGUCUUCAUAUGUUGGAAGCCACUUGGAGACCCUCCCACACAGGCGAACCUCGCUCUAGCAAUAGUCUUGCUCGCUGUCUUUCUCAUACAGGCUGCGUUCAAUGCAUGGCAAGAUUGGUCUUCCUCCAAAGUGAUGGCGUCGAUCACAAACAUGAUGCCAGAGGAUUGUUUGCUGCUCCGGGAUGGCGCCCAAGUCACUACUUCUGCGAGCGGGAUUGUCCCGGGGGAUCUCUUGCUAAUGAAAGCGGGAAACAAGCUGCCAGCGGACGUACGCUUCGUGGAGAUUUCUUCCGAUACGAAGUUUGACCGCUCUAUUCUCACUGGGGAGUCUUUACCACUUUCUGGUACGGUAGAUUCGACCGAUGACAAUUACCUUGAGACCAAGUGCAUUGGGAUGCAGGGCACUCAUUGUGUCUCCGGCAGUGGACUGGGUGUCGUUGUAGCUACUGGCGAUAAAACGGUCUUUGGACGCAUUGCGAUGUUAACGAAUGAGCCCAAGACUGGCAUGACGACACUGGAAAAGGAGGUCCUGCACUUCGUCAUCAUCAUCGUCUCUAUUAUGCUCUCCAUGAUCGUGCUCAACGAAAUGUUUGUUACCGAAUGCUCUAUCGGCACCAAGAAGAUGACCCCACAAUCUGCACGAGACGAGAUCCGCGAUGACCACAAUACUUCUACUAAUGCCGUCGACCAAAUUUCGACGCCGCUACCGGCACUCUGCCCCUUCAAGAGCGGAAAAAUCAAUGGGGACGCCACUGACAAGGCCAUCUUGAGGUUCUCCGAGGGGCUAGGAUCUGUAUCAGAGCUAAAGCGCUUCUGGAAGAAGAACUUCGAGCUGGCGUUCAAUAGCAAAAACAAGUUUAUGAUCAAGACCUUCUCAUUGGCUGAUGCGGAGGGCUUGAAGUAUACACUUCCUCUUAGUGAAGGAUGCCACUACAGCUCGGAGGAUCUACUCCUCACAAUCAAGGGCGCACCUGACGUCUUGAUAGACCGGUGCACGCACUUUACGAGCAAUUCCGGCGAUACAACCGUACUGAACAGUGACAUUCGCAGCACGAUUGAAGAGAUCAAGAACGAUUGGCCCGCCCACGGAAAGCGCGUUAUCCUGCUCGCACGAAAAACCCUUCCGGCUCAGUCGCUCGUCGUGUCGAAUGACCUUGAAUCCGAAAUUACAAAAAGUGCCACGACUGGUCUGACCCUCGUCGGGCUGGUCAGCAUUGUGGACCCUCCCCGAGCCGAGAUUCCUGAGGUUGUGCGUACAUUGAGAAGAGCGGGGAUUCGGAUUUCCAUGGUCACCGGCGACUUUGCCCUUACAGCUCAAGCAAUUGCCAGAGACUGUGGCAUCGUCAGCAGUGUUCCAAGCCUCGUCAAAGACUUCAAGGCGCUCUCCCGUGAGAAAGACUCUCAGUAUGGCUCGACCAAAAGGGAAUUGAGUCCUGAAACCACACAUGAACACGCUUCGAAAACUUCAAUCGUUCUCAGCGGGCCAGAAAUUAUCACCUUAAACGAAAAUCAAUGGGAUCAGCUCUGCCGAUACGAUGAGAUCGUCUUUGCAAGGACAACCCCCGAGCAGAAGCUCCGCAUCGUACGCGAAUUCCAGGCCAGAGAUGAAAUAGUUGGGAUGACCGGGGAUGGCGUGAAUGACGCGCCGUCACUCAAGGCCGCAGAUAUCGGCAUCGCCCUCGGUAGUGGUUCGGACAUUGCCAUCGAAGCCGCGGACAUGGUCUUGCUCGAAUCGUUCUCUGCUAUCGUUGAAGCCGUUCAGUACGGAAGGGUUGUCUUCGAUAAUCUGAAGAAAACAAUUGCAUACUGGGGGUCUUGCUGCUCGACGAGGCGAGGAAGUUUGCGUUGA
Molecule: messenger RNA, 2352 nt
Organism: Letharia lupina
Lineage: Eukaryota; Fungi; Ascomycota; Lecanoromycetes; Lecanorales; Parmeliaceae
Exons: 8
Coding region: 1-2352 (783 amino acids)
Biological process (GO): proton transmembrane transport; intracellular potassium ion homeostasis; sodium ion export across plasma membrane
Cellular component (GO): membrane
Molecular function (GO): ATP binding; P-type sodium:potassium-exchanging transporter activity; ATP hydrolysis activity
Source: RefSeq, a predicted model, not a curated record